Molecule: messenger RNA, 2064 nt
Organism: Daldinia loculata
Lineage: Eukaryota; Fungi; Ascomycota; Sordariomycetes; Xylariales; Hypoxylaceae
Exons: 2
Coding region: 1-2064 (687 amino acids)
Molecular function (GO): protein binding
Source: RefSeq, a predicted model, not a curated record
AUGCGGACACCAAGGAGCUUAUUAACAACGACGACGACGACGACGACGCGAACAGUAUCAAACUUACAGCGAUUACCUUAUGAAAUAAUGUCUUACAUCGUGAACUAUCUGGAUAUAGAUGAGAUAUUCGAUUUAUCCUUAUCAUGUCGUCACUUCCAAUACUUGGUAAGAGAGGAGAGAUUUUGUAAAGCUAUUAUUACUGCCCAAGCCUCCCACACAGCCGAAGCCCAAGAGGCACAGCGAAGUGGCCAAUUCUCGCGUGCCCUGAGGCGAGUUGCAAAAAGACGCCAGGCACUUUCACGGGCGUCCCCAUACCUGGUAGGUAUCAUCGCUUUUGCCGACUCUUAUGAAUAUAUCCAUGGGACACUUUGUUAUAUCGUCGAGGCCCGGCCUAAGCGCUGGCUACGGAUCCUCGACCUUCACCGCUCAGCAAGCCAUGAGCUCGUCAUAGAUAUUCCGACCCUGGUUCAUGAAGCUGUGCCUAGAUCUGCCAAAAGUCGUAAAUACAAGUUCCGCGUCUUAUAUCAUGCGAAUGGCAUCACUUCGUGCUUAUUUUCAUUCGCGCUGCCGCACACGGAGAACUGGCUUUUGAUCUUCAAAGCCGAUGAGCAGCUAAUUGUAGCCACACUUCAGCUAGACUCGACGGCUAAAAUAUUCGUACGAAACAACAAAGAUUAUCUUUAUUUUGGGACACAUUCGGAAGAAGGGGCAGACGGGCAUAGAAAAUGGGUCCUCGUGGGCUACGACAUCGAAAAGCGCUCUUGGUUUUCUCGGAAAAUGCACUUAGCGGACGUAGUUGGCUACGACAUUGGCUCUACGGUCUGCUUCGAAAUUAUAGACGACUAUUUUUACGGACUUUCUAAUCAGACUGAUUUCGAGAUCAGAGAAACGGAUUGGAACUCCUAUUAUCAUUGCUUUCGCUUUCCUCUCCAUGAACCGGAUCUUAAGAAUAAGCAAACUAUGAAGACGGAGGAUAGUUGGAGGAGACAGCAUGCUGAAGGCCCCAUAGAUGACAGAUGGAGUUUUCUCAAAUUGGAGAAAGACGAGGCUUCAGGUAAUAUAAACAUAAUCGAGUCACGAAAGGAGUGGCUCACGAACCAGAGCGGUAAUCAACGGACCUAUUACAUUACAGGGGUAAUUUUUGACCAAGAUUCAGAGGUGGAUAGCAACAGAGAGUCCCCAACCCCCGAGCGCAGCUUAACAAUUGGACGAUCAACUAGGCCCGUUGCAUAUCUGGACAAGCCAUACGGCUCGGAUUCACGUUUCCGAUCUCCCGAAAAUGUACAUCCAGGGGAUAGUAAUUCUAUGGCGCUCGUGUAUACGCGAAGUCAGACCCACCUGCGUGCCUACCAGCGGUGUUGCAGUACGUAUUUGGAUUUGGUUGAUGAUAUCUCCUCUAGCGGAUCAUCAGGCCCACGACGUUUACGCCUAAGGACCGGGUUCAGAAAAUCGCAAACCUAUUGGCCUUCCUGGGAGUACUUGGAAUCUAGCUAUGGAUUGGAAUCGAAGCCAGAAUCUAACGAGGAACCGGUGUACCCCUACCAACCUAACAGGAUUUAUUUUUGGCCACCUAAACAAGACGAAUCAAACGGGAACCCAUUUAUAGACGAUAUUUAUAAGAUACUGAACCCUCCCGACUAUCAAGGUGGUGUUAAUCCCUUCAGUGAUGAGCGUUCAGUAGUAUACGCAAUAGGGGAGGAUACGAACGGACUGAAAGCUUUGGUUUAUCUUAGCUUCGAUCCAGCAGCUAGGCUAGCUGGCAUGCUUCGCGAAAAAUACGUACUUGGCGAGCAAGAUAUGCCGAGCUUACCAAGUAACGAGGCGGAAGAGAGCUAUUGCAACUUUGAAGCGGGAACGAGUCGACUUACGCAACGUUCCUUGAGCAAAGACAUGCUCAUUGGCGACCUUUCCCACCGUCCUUUACCCUCAUACAUCUCAGAUGCUCCGCCCAUGCAUACCAUGAUAAUGCCACCUUCUGAAGGCUGUAAGCCAUGGGCAUGGGCCGAGAAGCCUAUGCAUAUGCAUCAAAAUUUUACAAGGAAAAUCUUCACCUUUGCUCAUUAA